AUGAAUCCAUUUGACCGAUUCUUCAACACAUUCUUUGACGAUCUCGAAACUUGGUGGCCAACAUCCUCGAUUUAUCGCCCAGCAUUGACGCAAGGAUCGCAGACGGCAGGCCCUUCUCGCUCGCUGGUUCCAUCCGCGUUUUCUGCGGACUUUCCUCUUAUCCGCUCGUCUGUUGGUCGCAUUCGCACGGACUUUUUGGAGUUUCCGGAUCACUUUGAAAUGACCUCCGAAUUGCCAGGUAUUCCGAAGGAUUCCGUCAAGAUCACCCAUGAGGGCUCCACAUUGUACCUUGAGGCUGAAAAGAAGAGCGAUAAGCGCGAGGAGCAAGAAAAUUCCAUCGUAACAGAGCGUUCUUAUGGGCUCUACAAACGCUCGUUCACUGUGCCCGAAAAUUGCAACUUGGAUUCUGGAAAGGCGAGCUUCGAGGAUGGGGUUUUAAAGAUUGUCUUCCCAAAGCGCGAACCCACUGCUGCUCGCAAGCAGAUCGAACUUUAA
Molecule: messenger RNA, 495 nt
Organism: Mitosporidium daphniae
Lineage: Eukaryota; Fungi; Microsporidia
Product: heat shock protein Hsp20
Exons: 1
Coding region: 1-495 (164 amino acids)
Biological process (GO): response to hydrogen peroxide; protein folding; protein complex oligomerization
Source: RefSeq, a predicted model, not a curated record